Molecule: messenger RNA, 2003 nt
Organism: Trichoderma virens Gv29-8
Lineage: Eukaryota; Fungi; Ascomycota; Sordariomycetes; Hypocreales; Hypocreaceae
Product: glycoside hydrolase family 16 protein
Exons: 3
Coding region: 237-1433 (398 amino acids)
Biological process (GO): carbohydrate metabolic process; fungal-type cell wall organization
Cellular component (GO): fungal-type cell wall
Molecular function (GO): glycosyltransferase activity; hydrolase activity, hydrolyzing O-glycosyl compounds
Source: RefSeq, a predicted model, not a curated record
CUUUUAAUCGUCAUCACACUUUCUCGUCAAAAGCCUCUCGAGCUUCCUCAAUUUCCUCGAGUCCCUCCCGCGUCUUUUCUUUGCGCCAGUCUCUCGCUUUACUGUACUGGAUUUGACGACCUCUAUCGUUAAGGUUAAUAAUAUCUGUCGACCGUUUUAUACUCGCACAUUUUUUCUCGUCAAUCCGGUUAUUUAUUCUUCGACAAGCCGUCGCUAUCGUAUAAUCAACAGCAACCAUGCUCUCCAAGACCUUCACCACUGCUGCUCUGGCUCUUGCCGCCUCUACCCUGGUGUCUGCCCAGACCUCCACCGACUGCAACCCUCUCGAGAAGACCUGCCCUGCUGACCCUGGCUUCGGAAAGAACAACGGCGACUGCGACUUCACCAAGGGCGCCUGUGGUAACUUCGAGUCUCUUCCCGGAACCACCCUCAAGUACAACGGCAACGGUGCUGUCUUCUCCAUCAGCACCGAGAAGGAGGCCCCUACCAUCCGCACUGGCAAGUACAUCUUCUUCGGCCGCAUCGAUGUCGUUGUCCAGGCCGCUGCCGGUGCCGGUAUCGUGACCUCCGCCGUUCUCCAGUCCGAUGAUCUCGACGAGAUCGACUGGGAGUGGGUUGGCGGUGACAACGCCCAGGCUCAGACCAACUACUUCAGCAAGGGUAACACCGCUACUUACGACCGUGGUGCUUUCCACGCUGUUUCCAACCCUCUGGGCUCUUUCCACACCUACUCCGUUGAGUGGACCUCUGCUGGUGUUACCUGGUUGAUCGACAACAACGUCGUCCGUACUCUCACUGCUGCCAACGCCGAGGGCGGCGCUGCCGGCCUUCCCCAGACCCCCAUGCAGGUCAAGCUCGGAACCUGGGUUGCUGGCCGCAAGGAUGCUCCCCAGGGCACCGUCGAGUGGGCCGGUGGCUACACCGAUUUCUCCAAGGCUCCCUUCCUCGGCUACUACAAGAGCAUCUCCAUUGUCGACUAUGCCGGUGCCGACGCCCCUACCUCCAAGAGCGUCAAGGAGUACAUCUACGGCGACCACACCGGUUCUUGGCAGAGCAUCAAGGUCGUCCUCGGUGACGGCAGCGACGACAGCAGCGACUCUUCUUCUUCCAGCUCUGCUGCCCACUCUUCCACCAAGGUUUCUUCUGCUGCUUCCUCCACCAAGGCCCCUGCCUCCACCACCUCCGCUGCUGAGCAGACCACCACCUCCGCCGAGCAGACCACCCUGGCUUCCGCUACUUCCACUCCUGCUGCUCCCACCAAGAGCACUGGUGGCAGCGGCAGCGCUGGCAACGGCACUGUCUCCUCUACCGGAUCUGUCCAGCCCACCAAGCCUCCCACCGUCCCCGGCAACGCUGGUUCCCGCGCUGCCGCCACCCUUGGCAGCGUCUUCGCUGUUGGUGCUGGUCUUGCCCUUGCUCAGUUCCUUCUGUAAACGGGACCCUCAAGCCACAACCCCCUUUUGUUUUGCUUUUUAGGAAUGUACUUAUUGUUGCGGGCAUGAAAAGCAUGUAGAUGGGGCAGAGCGUUUGCGUGCGGAGAAGAGAGCGGACCAAGCUAAUACUAUACAAAUUCGAGUUUUACCACAAGCCGCCCUUUUCUUGUUCACUUGUACAUCUUUGGCAACGGACACCAAAUCUGUGGCGAGUCGUAUUCCUCGACCGAUAUAUUCCACACAAUUUCCUUUCACUAUUUUUUCUUACCCAGUCACUGCAAUUGCUUCUGGACGAAAACGCCUAUAAUGAUUUUUUAAUGGGGGAGGUCUGCUCUUCUUCCCGCCGAGCCGAUUUCGGGUAAUGACGUUUGCUUGGAUUGAUGAAGAGAACAGGAUCGAUGAUUGAACUCUUUUUGUUUUUGCCGUUGGUGUUUUUGUUUUUGGCUUGAUAUCCUCCUUGAUGUUUGUUUUUUGCCUGUUUGAACCAUGUAUUUCCGGCGCAUGCCCGAUUGGGUCAUUGCCUGUAUGUAGAAGGAUGUUACAAAAAACAAGAGAAUCUUGAUUAAUCUU